AUGGUCCCGGAGACGGAGACAAAUGACUAUGUGCCGAUUGAGUUUUUGCUUGGGGCACGAGUGCAACGCUACACAAAGAAAUUCACUCGUAACUUUCAAGAUGGUAGCGUCAAAUCUACGCAUCUAUUUGAACCAUCAAUUCACCCACGAAGACGAGAGGAACAAGCUCGACAAUUGUUACAACGAAUUUUAAACGAAAAAAACACUGACAUGGGUACCUCGUCAUUAGUUCCACGACUACAAAGUGAGAUGAACUAUAAAGACGUCGAUCUCAGUCCUAUCCGGAUCAAUAGAUCUCAAAAGCAUGAAAUUCAGUACGAGAAGAAACGAAGUCAUAUUUCAUUGUUAGAUGUUACUGGAAUUGCCACACGACCAGUUAAAAAUCAGCAUCAUACACGACAUGCACUGAAUGAAUAUGAGAAAAUGAACAAACAGGUGCAUUUGAGUCGAAAACAUUCGCACAUUUUGUCGAAAAAAAUACUUUUGUUGGAAAGCAUUGAAAAGGGGGAUAGAAGCAAUAACGUCAUGAAUGAAUCGAACGUUCCGUCGCGACAGCUUUUGGAUUCAAACUAUGCACAGCAAUCACCUGUUCUGGUAUCUAGGACUUUAAAGGCACGACCGUUAUCUCCACGGCGCGACUUAAACGAAACUUUACUUUCGAUAUCUCAAAACAAAAAUGAAAGUCACGUGGAUCUUCAAAAGAAGCAUAAACAACUUCAUGAACUAUUGGCUCAACGACAACGUGAGAUUUUUAUUGGCAGUGCUACUGGUUUAUUUCUUGGUGGAGGCUUUAUGUCGAAAAGUUCAAAACCUACAUCUUUAAAACGAUGUGCUAGCUCUGUUUCUGACGAUUAUGGAAAGAUUCAGGGUGCACAAAUGGCUCUACUUCCUCUACGUCAAACCAAUCGACCUACACUUCGUCAUAGCGAAGGAAAUUCACAGGCGGUGCCUUCUUGA
This is a messenger RNA of Plasmopara halstedii, 957 nucleotides long. RefSeq lists its product as uncharacterized. The record is from RefSeq and is a predicted model, not a curated record. Bases 1 to 957 code for a protein of 318 amino acids. The transcript is spliced from 3 exons. NCBI's taxonomy places the organism in Eukaryota, Oomycota, Peronosporomycetes, Peronosporales, Peronosporaceae.